Hydra vulgaris (swiftwater hydra) is the source of this 1267-nucleotide messenger RNA. The record is from RefSeq and is a predicted model, not a curated record. Lineage: Eukaryota; Metazoa; Cnidaria; Hydrozoa; Anthoathecata; Hydridae.
AAAUAUUAAGAAUCAUUAGUUUAUUUGUAAGAAAUGAAAAUAACAUAAAUAACAGUAAAAAUGGAAGAAAUUGAAUACACAGAGUAUCCUAUAAAGUUAAUCAGUCUGGAUGACGAAACUAUACCUGGCUGUGGUGUGAUUGAUAUUUCAUUUAAAAAUGUAUCAGGCACAAAGGUUGCAAAAUUGUCGUUUCAAAAUAACUACACUUCUUUUAUAACUAUUAAAGGGAAAUCUGUAACAGGUAACUUUAAGACUCUUUUAAAAAAUUUUCGUUUGAUGCAAUUUUGUCAUUAUGCAGACGAUAGUCAGAAUUUCUUUUUGAUCAAAUCUGAGGAUUUAUGUUGCAAUGAACCUUUGAUUGGUUUGAAGUUUAUUUUACGGCAACCAUCACCACAGUGGAGAUGUUUUAACAUUAAAGAUAUCAAAAUUUACAGAAGUACAUCUAAAGUGUGGCAGAAUAGUGUUGCAAAAUAUUGAUGGUUGCAAAUUUGAUUGUCAAAAAUGUAGAAAAGGAAUAAUGUUGCAAAUUGUCAUAUUAUUGAUUGUCAAAUAACAGAAUAACGAAUAAUGUUGCAAAUGGGUCGAAAAUAAAAAAAGAAAUAAAUAAAGAACUCGAAGAUAAACCCUUGUAACAAAGUCUAACAUUAGUUACAAAAUUUAAUGCAAGUAAAAAGAUAUGUUUUGCAAUAUUUUGAAGACUUAUGCAAAGCCAACCAAGACGUAGACUUGUGCGUUUCUCUGCGAAGCAAACCAAAACGUAGACUUGUGCGUAUCUCGGCGAAGCCAACUCUGGUUGUGUUUUAUUUUCUCUGGUUGUGCGUUUCUCUGCAAAACCAACCGAGACGUAGACUUGUUCGUUUCUCUGCAAAGCCAACCAAGAGCUAAUCAUCAAAGCAAACUAAGAGUAGAACUAAUAACAAACUAUAAUCAAAGGCGUAUUUUUUUCAAAAAGUAGUCAAGAAGCUUGACUACAUUGUGAAUUCGACCAAUCAGUUCAAGAACAAUUUUGAAUACUAGAAGUUACUAUAGCACCUUCAUAACUAAUAAAGUGUUUCCACGCAACCAAAUUACGCUCCAGUUAUUAUUACUAACUAUUAUAAACAAAAAAAUUCAGCAAUGAAACGUAACAUUUGAACAAAGUUAUUGUGACAUUUUUAUUUGAAUAAGAGACGAGGUAGUAUUAUCCAGUUUUUAUGGGGCAGGUAAGAAUGUAAUGCACGCCACAUAACUAAUUUAUUGACAAAUAAAAAUACAUUUCUUAAAAAAA